Molecule: messenger RNA, 741 nt
Organism: Penicilliopsis zonata CBS 506.65
Lineage: Eukaryota; Fungi; Ascomycota; Eurotiomycetes; Eurotiales; Aspergillaceae
Exons: 3
Coding region: 1-741 (246 amino acids)
Source: RefSeq, a predicted model, not a curated record
AUGGCAGACACCACGCUCAGGCAACGGUCCUCGCUACAAAUACAAGAGACGCCGUCAAACGCAGAAACAGAAUCGCAGACAGGGUAUUCCUGCAGCACCAGCAGCACCAGCAACAGCACCAGCGACGGUGAGCGAGAUGCCCUCGAACUGAACGAGAUUCCCACGCAGUGCGACGACGACUUCGACGACGACAGCGCCUCGAUUUCGUCGGGCGAGUACCGUGUCACCACGCGCCGGACUGUCUCCCGCCAGUCAACGCAGACAUCGAGGGGAAACCAGAAUGGAUGGAUCCCAGAUCGUGUCCGGCGGUUCUGGACGCGUCAUGUCGUCCUGACGGUGCCGCAGAAGAAUAACCGCGAUCAUUUUGGUAAAAAGAACCAUUCCUAUAGCUUAUAUAUAUCUCUUGAAAGAACCUUCCUUGCAUAUAUCCGCACGUCAGUGACUCUCGCCAUGCAAGGAGUGUUGAUCGCACAACUGUUCCGCCUCCAGCAGCAGACGACUACUACAGGCCUGGGAUUCUACCGCGUCGGUAUCCCGCUGUCGGUCGUCUGCUACGUGGCUGCCAUGGCUAUCGCGCUGAUGGGGGCCCAUCGUUUCUGGAAACAGCAGAAUGCCAUUGCCUUGGGCAAGGUGUAUGCCGGUGGGUGGGAGUUGAAUUGUAUCGGGGGGUUAAUGAUACUAGUCAUUUUGACAACUCUCGUGUUGGCUAUUGCUAUCAUGGCAGAGAUUGACUUGGGGUAA